GAAAUAGUACACCAAAAUCGACUGACCUUGGCCGUCUUUCCUUACUUCGUCCGCUUCUUUAUAUUUCUACUUCGUUACCUCGGUAUAUUCACCCGCAUCUCUUUGCUAGCCGCCUGUUGAGUGCCGCGCCCUUGCCAUUAUCACUUUAUCAGCCAUCUAUUCGAUCUGAUUCAGCAAUCGCGUUGACCUCCACCUCUCUGGUCCACUCUACUCCAGCAGCAUACGAAAAGGGCACCACAAUGGAGAGUUUAUAGUAUCGAAAAGACACCUUGCGACACAAAUAUAUCAACCUACAGCAACGACAGCAACGACAAGAAGCGGAGUAUGGCGCGACAACAAACCUCUGUCGAAACCAAAUCCGACAUUGAGGCUCAGUACUCUACUUCUGCCCCAAAUCCUGAUUUCAACGCACACGAGAAGAUUGGAGAGGAAACGAUCCCGGAGGGAGAUGCGCCUGCUCCUGUUGUCCCGGCAACAGCUGAUGACUCGCCAGCUCCCGACGGCGGCUAUGGAUGGGUUAUCGUAGCCUGUUAUGCAUGCUGCAACGCCGGUACUUGGGGUGUCAACACUACCUAUGGUGUUUAUUCUUCAUACUACUUGGCCAACAACUACUUCUCAGGCGGAUCCACUUUGGGAUAUGCCUGGGUCGGGGGUCUCUCUGUGGCCGUCGCUUUGACUAUGGGACCCGUGGCCAAUUAUCUUACAACCAAGUUUGGUUUCAGGAUUCCUUAUGCUCUCGGUGUGUCUAAUCUUGACGAAUAUAGAGCGCCGACAGUACUAACGACACUGCCAGGAGCUUUAUGCGUCGUUCUCGGACAAUGUAUGGCAGGUAUCUGCACGAGCUUCGGUACAUUCCUCGUCUGUCAAGGUGUCGUCUUCGGUCUCGGCUUGGGUCUUACAAUGAUUCCCGUCCAACCGCUCAUGGCCCACUGGUUCCACCGCCGCCUCGCCCUCGCCCAAGGUAUCGCCGCCUGUGGCUCCGGUGCCGGUGGUCUUCUCAUGGCCAACACCACCCGUGUCCUCCUCGAGAAGCUUUCUGUCAAAUGGGCUUUGAUCAUCAACGGUCUCAUAUCCGCAGCGUUGCUUACGCCGGGGCUGUUCUUGUUCAAGGGGCGACAUAAGCAGAUGAAGGCGAGGCAGGCGCCUUUGGAGUUUAAGUGGUUGUGGCAUCAGGGAUUCGUGUGGGUGUGGAUAUGGGGCGCUUUCACUAUCAUGUCCUACUUCAUCGCCAUCUACUCCCUUGCCUCCUUCGCUACCCACGCCAUCGGCCUAUCUCAAACCCAAGGCGCAGCCCUCCAGUCCAUCCUCUCCGCCGGUCAAAUGAUCGGUCGACCCCUCUGGGGCUAUUUCCUCGACACGGGCGGCCGCGUCAAUCUCUCCAUCAUCUGCUACAUCAUCUGCGGCUUAUCGACUCUGUGUAUCUGGCUACCCUCGAAGAGUUUCGGAGUCUUAAUCUUCUAUGCUUUGGUGCAGGGUAUGACGGGUGGUACUAUCUGGUCUGCUGCGACACCUGUUGCGGCCAAGGUCGUCGGCGUUCAACAUCUUGCGAGUGCGCUCAGCAUGUUUUGGCUAUCCCUCGUCGUCCCCGCCUUGGUCGGUCAGCCAAUUGCUAUCGCUCUUUUGAACUAUUCUACCGAUCACCUGCAUCGCACAGGUCCGGAAAGCUAUUACAUUUCGAUAGGGCUAUGUGGAGGAAUGAGUAUCGUUUCGGCGUUGCUGCUAUAUGGGUCAAAGAGGUGGUUGCAGGGCAGUUGGAAGUUGUUUCAAAAGACAUAGUGUAACCUACAGGUAUACCUUGUCUCGUCGUGAUUUACUUAUACUUAUCAUAGACUAUCAAAUGCAUAAUUGAGCUCUUGCAC
Cryptococcus amylolentus CBS 6039 is the source of this 1859-nucleotide messenger RNA. RefSeq lists its product as hypothetical. Gene Ontology annotation, biological process: transmembrane transport. The coding region runs from base 325 to 1776 and encodes 483 amino acids. Gene Ontology annotation, molecular function: transmembrane transporter activity. The record is from RefSeq and is a predicted model, not a curated record. The transcript is spliced from 4 exons. Lineage: Eukaryota; Fungi; Basidiomycota; Tremellomycetes; Tremellales; Cryptococcaceae.